AAGAAAAUCUCUUGCUUAUGUACCAUAGCCGUUAUUCUUGCUGGCGGAACAGAGGUGGGUUUGCACAGUUUUGACUGUUGGCGCGGUUAGGAAACCAAGGAAACAAUAACUCCUAGAGCAACUGACAGAUUGGAAAUGUUGGACACAGUCCAAAUUCGGCGCAGAGGUGCCCAAGACUUCGAGGCAUAUUAUGAUUAUGCAUGCGCUAUGCAGGACUCAGUCCCAUUGCCAGCAGUCAAGGCAAACCUGAGUCAAGGGAUGCUUGACUUUAACGGGGACCGGCUCAAACUGACAGACUGGACACCCAUACUCAACUCUCUGACCAUCAAUAAACAGCUACAACAUGUUGCAGUCAGAAGCUGCUACCAAAGUGGUCUCGGCAUCGGAGAGCCAGAAAGGUACAGGGCUGGCAAUAGGAAGAAGAUUCCAGCCAUCCGCUCCAAGGAGAUGACGUUUAAACUGUGUAAAGCACUCAGGGAGUGUCUGACAGCUUCACCAAACCUCAAGACCCUCCAACUCCAUGGUCUUCCAUUUAGAGAGAGAGACCUUAUCACUCUUACCAAGGGUUUAGCCAAAAGUGUCUCUUUGGAAAAUCUCUCUUUGGCUCAUUGUCCUCUAGCAGACGAGGGGUUAGAAGCUAUCUGCCAGAGUGUGAAGUACUCUCCAUCUAUAAAGACAGUGGAUUUCACAGGCUGCAAUCUGACCUGGAGAGGAGCGGAGCAUAUGGCCAACAUCAUCAAGCAUCAGGCAAUGCGGAGGCACAGUGCAGCCUGGGCUGAAUCUCUGAGGUACAGGAGGCCUGAAUUCGAGGGCAUGGGAGGCCUCCGCCGGGUCACUCUCAACUGCAACACCCUGGUGGGAGACAGAGGGGCGGCCGCCCUCGCACAGGAACUGGCUGAGGACCUCUGGGUCAAAGCCUUGGAUCUGCAGAAGUGUGGUUUGUCCAACGAUGGGACACGGUCUCUGCUGGAGGCUCUAAAGUCCAACUCUACUCUCUGCGUCCUGGAUAUUAGGAGGAACCCCUUGGUGGACAACGACCUGAUGAAGUCCGUGAUCGAAAGAGUUCUCAUGAACGCUAAUGGUCAAUCCUCUCAGUACUCCUGGAUCAAGCCUCCAGCCCUCAAAGACUCACAGAAACCUCCAAUCCUUAAGAGAAGAAUACUGGGAAAUACAGCUAGAGGAAAAGCAACAUUUAGGAUAGGUCCUCGCAGGUUUGCCAGUAGGCGGAGUCCAGUUGUUUUCCAGCAGCCACACCCCUGCUCCAGCAGGUGUAUCCCAUGGCGCACUGCAGAACGUGCUGGACGACAGAGAGGACUUCCUCCAGGUAAUACAGUGGCAGAGCAGAGCUUUGAGGGCGCUGCCACUGUCAAGGUGACGAUGGAGACUGAGUCAGAGGAGGAGGGAGAGGAGGAAGCGGUUGAGACAAAAACUCUGUCACCAAUUAGUCUUCAUGAGAGGAUCACUGUCAGACAGUACAGACGUGUACAGGUGGAGCUGGAGGAGUGUCGGCUCAGACUAGCAGAGGAAAGGAGGGCCAGAGUGAAGGCAGACACUCGUCUCAUGGAGUAUGAGUUGGAGAACGCUCGGCUGCGCAGUAUCAACUUCUCCCUGUCGGAGGCACUGCAUGCUCCUGCUACUGGCCCCUCCAGUGUUCUGGAGGACGAUGCGGUUCUGGACAGCAUUGAGAGCUCCUUCGGCAAGUUCCACGCCUUCCUGGACCUGCUCAGGGAUGCUGGACUGGGCCAGUUGGCCUCCAUGGCAGGGAUUGACCAGUCCGACUUUGGCCCACCCCAGCUGUCCUCCAGUGUUGGACAGCCUCUUGUUGGGGCAGGGGACCAGGACACGGGAGAUAAGGUUGAUGCGGCACCUUCUGGAGGCGAUGGCCCCAAUACUCCGUCAGAGGGCCAGCCCAACGGAUGUACCCCCGGAGCUCCAGCCACCCUCAGAGGGUCAGAGGGUCACCCACAGGAAGUGCCCCCCGUCCCUGCUAGUGAGUUAGCCAGUGUGGCGAAAUCUGGUGGAGAGAUUCAGCAGAAGGAUCCCUCGCCCUCACAACGGGAGGGGCGACAGGUGUCAGGGACUGAGAACAGUAUCCAUGGCAACAGCUCCCAUGGAAAUGACUCAUAUGCCAAAGGCUCCCUUAGCAAUGACUCUCAGGGUAGCGGUUCCUAUGGCAAAGGUUCCCGUGGUCGUAAUUUCUCUCACCAAAGUUGCGGCAAAGGCUCACAUGGUUACAGUUUUAAUUACAGCAACUGCUCCUACAGCUCCAUCCACAGCAACAGCUUCCAUAGUAACAGCUCUGUAAGGUCCAGUCUGAGUGACAUGAGUGAGCAUUUGGAAUCUGUUGGGUCAUUGGGGUCAAAGGCUUCUGGAGAGGGCAGGGUAGGGUCAGGAGCUCAGAGGUGAAACUCUAUUCAGAGUUUGAGAUAUUGGAACAAAUCUGCUCUCUAGGGAACAUGGGUGGUGAGUCUGAUGAUGGGUUCUGAACCCACAACUCUGCACCUUGUUGAGUGUUUAAUUUUUAUUUAUUUUCAUGUUAUAUCUGUGUUUACCUUGUGCCAUUGGUGCCAAAUUGGAGUACUAUUAAAAGGUUAUUGUGCUAAUGAUGCCUAAUCCUAAAUGUGAUUUGAGCCUUUUGUUAGAUUAAUACUUUUUGGGCUUUUUAGUUAUUUAAAAAAAAAAAAUGACUUUUUUAUACUGUUUGUAAAUAUGUAUAUAUUUUCUACAAUAAACUUUGUUUAAAAAAGUUUAUAUA
Molecule: messenger RNA, 2755 nt
Organism: Oncorhynchus keta (chum salmon)
Lineage: Eukaryota; Metazoa; Chordata; Actinopteri; Salmoniformes; Salmonidae
Gene: cep78
Product: centrosomal protein 78
Exons: 16
Coding region: 136-2406 (756 amino acids)
Cellular component (GO): centrosome
Molecular function (GO): protein binding
Source: RefSeq, a predicted model, not a curated record